AUGAAGGGGACGCUCGCAAUCUGCUGUCUGCUCUCUCUGCUUCUCUUGCAGGCCGCUGCAGAAGAGGAUGCUGUUACGACUGAGCCACUCAGGGACAGAUCACACAUUGAUGAAACACUAAGACUUGCAACUGAAGAGAAAGCUAAUGACUAUACAGCGGCUCUGCAAAAACUUAGACAGAUCUACCACACUUCCAUCAAGCCCAUGGAGCAGGCAUACAAGUACAACGAGCUCCGCCAGCACGAGAUCUCAGCCUACCCUGGACGAACCCUAGGCGACCAGGCAACAGAUGGAGAGAUUACAUCCAAGCCAAUGGUGCUAUUCCUGGGACCGUGGAGUGUAGGAAAGUCCUCAAUGAUCAAUUACCUCCUGGGUUUGCAUGAAAGCCAGUAUCAGCUAUACACAGGAGCCGAGCCCACCACAUCUGAGUUCACUGUUAUCAUGCACGGAGAGAAGAUCCGAUCGGUAGAAGGCAUUGUGAUGGCUGCAGACAGCUCUCGUUCCUUCUCCCCCCUUGAGAAGUUUGGACAGAAUUUCCUGGAGAAGCUCAUUGGUAUUGAGAUGCCCCACAAAAUGCUUGAGCGUGUGACUUUUGUAGACACACCAGGAAUCAUUGAAAAUCGCAAGCAGCAGGAACGAGGCUACCCUUUCAAUGAUGUUUGCCAAUGGUUUAUUGACCGUGCUGACCUGAUCUUUGUGGUGUUCGAUCCCACUAAACUGGAUGUGGGCAUGGAGUUGGAGAUGCUCUUCAGGCAGCUGAAGGGACGUGAGUCUCAGAUUCGCAUCAUCCUGAACAAGGCCGACCACCUGGUCACACAAGAUCUCAUGAGGGUCUAUGGAGCCCUCUUCUGGAGCUUGGCACCUCUGAUCAAUGUGACAGAACCUCCUCGUGUCUAUGUCAGCUCCUUCUGGCCGUAUGACUAUGCUCCUGACACCAGCAGGGAGCUCUUCAAGAAGGAGGAGAUCUCUCUCCUAGAGGACCUCAACCAGGUCAUUGAGAACCGCUUGGAGAACAAAAUUGCCUUCAUCCGCCAGCACGCCAUUCGAGUGCGCAUCCACAGCCUGCUGGUUGACCGAUAUGUUCAAACCUUCAAAGACAAGAUGAGCUUCUUCAGUGACCCUGAGCUGGUCUUCAAAGAGAUUGUUGAUGACCCAGACAAGUUCUUUAUUUUCAAGUCUAUUUUAGCCAAGACCAAUGUCAGUAAGUUCGACCUGCCAAAUCGUGACGCAUAUCGUGACUUUUUUGGCAUCAACCCCAUUGCGAGCUUUAAGCCUUUGUCCACUCAGUGCUCCUACAUUGGGGGCUGUUUGUUGGAAAAAAUAGAGAAGGCCAUCACCCAUGAGCUACCUGCUCUUCUGAGCAGCCUUAACUCUGGAAAGCAGCCUGGCCUGUCCUCCUGUGAAGUUACAGGCUGUGGGGAAAAGCCAAAGAACCGCUAUCGGAAAAACUGA
Molecule: messenger RNA, 1452 nt
Organism: Knipowitschia caucasica
Lineage: Eukaryota; Metazoa; Chordata; Actinopteri; Gobiiformes; Gobiidae
Source: the annotation of a GenBank genome assembly